Eutrema salsugineum is the source of this 1140-nucleotide messenger RNA. RefSeq names its product putative F-box protein At1g50870. Lineage: Eukaryota; Viridiplantae; Streptophyta; Magnoliopsida; Brassicales; Brassicaceae. The transcript has a single exon. Gene Ontology annotation, molecular function: protein binding. The record is from RefSeq and is a predicted model, not a curated record. The coding region runs from base 1 to 1140 and encodes 379 amino acids.
AUGUCGAACUCAACAUCGUGGUUUUCCCUCGGUCUAAUCUCAGAUAUUCUCUUAAGGCUACCUCCGAAAUCUAUUGUGAGAAGUCGUUGCGUGUCGAAGCUCUGGUCAUCAAUCACCACCGAUCCAUACUUCACCAACUCGUUCGAAACUCGCUCCUUAGUGCGGCCAAGUCUUCUAAUGUUCUUCAUUAAAAAGGACAAGUUGUUUGUUUUCUCAUUUCCGCAGCACAAUCAGAAUGCGAACGAGCUUCAAUCAUCAUCCUCUCAUCAGCAAGUGGAUAGCUAUCAUAUGAAAUACCCAAAAAACUGUCGCUUCAGCCUCACGGAAUCUGUCCACGGCUUAAUCUGCUUUCAAACAUGUUCACAACCCAUACUUUGGAACCCUAGCAUGAAACAGUUUGUAACCUUACCCAAACCCAACAAGACGUGGAAGGAUAUAAAUGUCUAUUUAGGAUACGAUCCAAUCGAGGGUAAACAUAAAGUAGUGUGCAGGCCGCGUGGUGAAACUUCUGAUGCGUGUCGGGUUUUAACUUUGGGAUCAGCUAAAAGAUCAUGGAGAACGAUCAAAACCAACCAGAAGCAUCGUACAAAGAAAUGCAACGGUGGGUGGCAAUGCAUCAACGGUGUUCUAUAUUAUGCAGCCUCAGUUAAUGAUGAUUCGGAUGUUGGUGGCAUUGUAAUGAGUUUUGAUGUCAGAACUGAAAAGUUUGAUAGAAUAAACUUACCAUCGGAUAGUCUUGGGGAUUGGUUCAUGUUAAUACCUUUUGAGGGAAAGUUAGCUUGUCUUAAUGCAAUGGCCAACGAUGGUAUUACAUUGUGGAUCUUGGAGGAUGCAAAGAAACAUAAGUGGUCACGUAAACAUUUUCUUACACCUUUUGCUCGGAGUUUGAACAAAAUAUACAGAAUUGAUGGUAUCACUGAUGCUGGUGAGUUAAUUUGUGUUCCAAUCACGUUUCUUAGAUCGUUUUUUAUAUUAUAUUUUGAUCCCGUGAGAAACAGUUUGAGAAGAGUCGAGUUUAAGGGAAUCGCGGAUGAUGCAUUUCGGUUCAGUAAUGGACUUGGAAACAAACGUCUUGGAGACAACCAUCCGUCAUGGCUCUAUACUUUCCCCAAUCACAUCGACACUCUCUUGUCUUUGUAA